Molecule: messenger RNA, 1512 nt
Organism: Paraglomus brasilianum
Lineage: Eukaryota; Fungi; Glomeromycota; Glomeromycetes; Paraglomerales; Paraglomeraceae
Source: the annotation of a GenBank genome assembly
AUGACAAAAAUUUGGAGACACAAAGAGUCUUUGUCAAGCGGAGAGGACAAAAAACCUCCAACCGGUCCUCGUUUCGGCAUCGAUUUUGAAGUGGGAAGAACCCUAACACUGCGGCCCGAUUAUAUAGUCAGAGGCGUCGUCGUGUUAACAAUCCUUGAAAACGAGAAUCCCUUAUGCGUCUGUGAUGUAAUGAUAAAGUUCAAAGAGAACGAUGCUGUUGUAUUUUUUGAACAUCGUUCGCGCUCAAUCACUAAACGAGAAUCACUGUUAUCAAUUGUACAAUCGUGUGUAUCUCGUCCAGCUGAAGAGACAGUUGUAGCUAAACUCAAGGACGGAACAGGUCCUGUACUCAAAGAAGUCAUCAAGGGCACGAUUUUCGAUUGUUCGGAACACAUCUGGAGUGGUGAUCAUGAAACCCCGGGAGAGCAUGGGCAAGGAGGUGAUUAUUGUCCUUGGGAAGAACUUGCUGCUGGAGUUUAUCAUUUUCCAUUCGCUGUCAAGCUUCCUCCUGUAAACUUCCCGCCUUCAAUAGAGGGCCCAAGAGGAUUUUCGAUAAGGUAUACUUGGCAACCAGUGUUAAGAGUUGCUGGAGGUACUUGCAUAGACGGCCCUGCGCUGGUCACACCAUUUGUACCCACAACAUUUGCGCCCCCUGGUGAAGACUGGGUAUAUAAAAAGACACUAUAUAAAACUAGCAAAAAGUUGACCACAAAAAAGGAACUCGUUGAUGUGGAAGCGGUCCUUCUCGGAAACGUAUUUGCUCCUGGCCAAGAACUUCAAUUCACUCUCCGUCUAACCAACCACUUCAAUGGCCGUAUCACCUUUGUUCAUUGCUCCCUUCGGAAACAUUUUGAAGGCCCGUUAGACCAAGAUUUUCCAUGUGAGAAUCAUGAACGCUCUCUCGCAUCAACAGAACGACGAUGCAACAUAUCCUCGAAAAAAACUGAAGAACUCCGAUUCUCCCUCACAAUCCCUCGAAAACAUCGUCACGUCCCUCCUACACAUACCGGUCGUCAUAUACGAGUACACUAUACAUUGCGAUGCGUAAUUCAGGCUGAAACGGGGAAAGUGCUGACAAAAAUGCAAUGCCACGAAGUCAUAAUCCCGAUUACGCUAGCUUCGUAUGCGAAUAUAACCUUGGAGAAUUGCGUGCUUCCGACUUUUCCAAGCCAUGAACGAUUACAGAUGGCGCCGUUCUUUUUUGAUCCGUUACAGGAUUUCCCACCAGACAGCCGCAUACAUUUUGGGGGCGACUAUUAUAUGCACGAGAAUAGUUUCACGUUGUCGCCAAUGAAUGGAUAUCUGUAUGAUCAUCUGAAUGCUUUGGAUGGAGAACAUGAGGAUUCAUCAAGUAGUCAUUCGCCAUAUAGUGGAAGUGGAUCGGGCAUAUAUAGCGAAUAUAGUAUAGGUGAAUGGAAUACUGAUAGUUUUACCCUGGCUUCGUCGGUAGGAAGUCGCGACAGAGUGGAACGAUCACUUUUUACAAGACAAAGACUAGAAAGGCGUAUGUGA